AUGGGUGGAAAGGAUUUUAGAAGGAAAAUGCAUCGCAGAAGGACAUCAACAACAAUCAGUCCAGAAAGUGAUGAACUAGGCAUGAGUUCUUCAACCAUAAUUAUUUCAUUUAUGGUGGUAGUUGUUGCGUUUUGUAAAAUGGUUAUUUUAGCUCUCUAUAUAAUGCGACUACUGAAAAAUAGGAGUCGGAAAAGACCAGUUAAUAAAAGAAAUAGCUGUAAGCCAGUACCAUGCAAUGGAACUGCUAAUGACCAAGGUAAUGAUAUAACUGGAUCUUCUACUUCACCGUGCCGUCUAGCAGUCAAUGUAAGUCCACAACGAACCCAAGAAAAUCUUAGACCCGUUACAACUAGAAUACGUGAUAAUAAUAUAGAUCUUUUCCUCAUUUUUACACCACGUAGUGAGAACAACCAACCAUUACUGACAUAUACCGUACCAAGCCAUACAGCCAAAACCAAAUGGAAUAUUGUUAGACGAUUGAGGCAUAAACUAUCAAAUCCUGAAAUGUCACAAACAGCAUUUACAGUUCAAGGCACAUCGUCUGUCAACAACGUUAGAGAAUACGACUACAUUAGUACCUUUACAAAUCAAGGGCUACCUUCUGUUGUAGGAUACGGUUGUAUUGGUCCGUACAAGCAAACUAUUGAAAAUGAAUAUGUCAACGUAAUGACGAAUCGAAUGAAUACUUCUCCUACUAAAGCUCAAUCAUUAGCUCCUCCAUCUUAUUCCAUGGAAGCCAAAUUUUAA
Messenger RNA from Lottia gigantea (owl limpet), 747 nucleotides. RefSeq lists its product as hypothetical. The transcript is spliced from 2 exons. Lineage: Eukaryota; Metazoa; Mollusca; Gastropoda; Lottiidae. The record is from RefSeq and is a predicted model, not a curated record. Bases 1 to 747 code for a protein of 248 amino acids.